AGGAUCUCCAACCGACCACAGACCCCACAAAGAUGGGGCUUGGACGCUCCAUUGCCGUGCUGACGUCAGGAGGGGACGCCCAAGGUAUGAACGCUGCUGUGAGAGCCACAGUCAGAGUCGGCCUCUACACCGGAGCCAAAGUCUUCUUUGUGCAUGAGGGCUACCAGGGUCUCGUGGAUGGAGGAGACCACAUUCGCCCCGCCACAUGGGAGAGCGUGUCCAUGAUGCUUCAGCUGGGAGGUACAGUCAUAGGCAGUGCCCGCUGCAAGGACUUCCGCAGCAGAGAGGGUCGUAUGAUGGCAGCUCGCAACCUAGUCAAGCUGGGCAUCACCAACCUGUGUGUGAUCGGAGGCGAUGGCAGUCUGACUGGAGCCAACCAGUUCAGGACUGAGUGGAGCGGACUGCUGGUUGACCUCGUCCGAGCUGGUAAGAUUACAGAAGAAGAAGCCAAGAAAUCUUCCCACCUGAACAUCGUAGGUAUGGUGGGCUCCAUCGACAAUGACUUCUGUGGCACCGACAUGACCAUUGGCACUGACUCCGCCCUGCACCGCAUCAUCGAGGUGGUGGAUGCCAUUACUACAACUGCACAGAGCCACCAGAGGACGUUUAUCCUGGAAGUAAUGGGCAGACACUGUGGGUACCUCGCCCUGGUGACCGCUCUGUCCUGUGGUGCAGACUGGGUGUUCAUUCCAGAGAUGCCACCAGAUGAAGGCUGGGAGAACCACUUGUGCAGGAGGCUGACAGACCAAAGGGCCAGAGGUUCUCGUCUGAAUGUGAUCAUUGUGGCUGAGGGUGCAAUCGGCAGGGAUGGCAAACCCAUUACAUCUGACCAGAUCAAAAAGCUGGUGACUGACAGGCUCGGCUUUGAUACUCGCACCACUAUUCUUGGACACGUACAGAGAGGAGGAACACCCUCCGCCUUCGACAGAAUCCUGGGCAGCAGGAUGGGUGUGGAGGCGGUGAUGGCACUGCUGGAGGCCACUCCAGACACCCCUGCCUGUGUGGUGAGCCUUUCCGGGAACCAGGCAGUUAGGCUACCACUCAUGGAGUGUGUGCAAGUGACCAAAGAUGUGACUGCCGCCAUGGCUGAAGGCAGAUUUGAGGAUGCCCUCAAGCUCAGAGGAAAGAGUUUUGAGAACAACUGGAACACAUACAAGCUGCUGGCUCACAUCAACCCCCCUGAUACUAAGAGCAACAUCAAUGUGGCAAUCGUGAACGUCGGUGCUCCCUGCGCUGGUAUGAACGCUGCCGUCCGUGCAGCAGUCAGGAUGGGCAUCAUCCAGGGUCACUCCAUGUUGGCUGUCCAUGACGGCUUUUAUGGUCUGGCCGAAGGACAGAUUGAGCCUAUCACCUGGAAUUCAGUAAGUGGCUGGACAGGAAAAGGAGGCUCAAUGUUGGGCACCAAGAGAACUCUGCCAGGAAAAAUACUGGAGGAGAUCAGCCUGAACAUUGCCAAGUUCAACAUUCACGCUUUGGUGAUCAUUGGUGGAUUUGAGGCCUAUGUGGGAGGCCUGGAGCUGGUCCAGGCCAGAGAGAAGUACGAGGAGAUGUGCAUUCCCAUGGUGGUAAUCCCUGCCACCGUCUCCAACAACGUCCCCGGCUCUGACUUCAGCAUCGGCGCUGACACUGCCCUCAACACCAUCACCUCUACCUGUGACAGAAUCAAGCAGUCUGCAGCAGGGACCAAGCGCCGCGUGUUCAUCGUUGAGACUAUGGGUGGAUACUGCGGCUACUUGGCCACCAUGGCCGGGCUGGCUGCUGGGGCUGACGCUGCCUACAUCUUUGAGGAGAAAUUCAACAUUAAAGACCUGGGGAUGAACGUGAGGCAUCUCGUGGAGAAGAUGAAGACCACGGUGAAGAGAGGUUUGAUUCUCAGGAAUGAGAACUGUAACGCCAACUACACCACUGACUUUGUCUUCAACCUGUACUCCGAGGAGGGCAAAGGCAUCUUCGACUGCCGUAAGAAUGUUCUGGGUCACAUGCAGCAGGGAGGCACUCCAACACCCUUCGACAGAAAUUUUGGCACAAAGAUGGGUGCCAAGUCUGUUAUGUGGCUGACUGAGAAACUCAAGGAGUGCUACAGGCAUGGUCGUAUCUUCGCCAACACACCAGACUCUGCCUGUGUGCUGGGCAUGAGGAAGCGGGCGCUCACCUUCCAGCCUCUUGCUGACCUGAAGGAAGACACAGACUUUGAGCACCGCAUCCCUAAGACACAGUGGUGGCUGAAGAUCAGGCCCAUCAUGAAGAUCCUGGCCAAGUAUGACAUCAUACUAGACACAUCCGAACACGCCGACAUGGAGCACGUGAUCAAGAAGAGGAGUCCUCUCGGGAAAUAGACUUAGUCUAUUUCUUUAUAAAGUAUUUUUCUUGUCCAGCUACCUGUCUACAUGCCUCGGUAAAAGAGCUGCUAUCUCUUUUGAAUCUUGUAUGUGGUCUUUCUCAUAGAAUUCUGUGUCUUGUAGCUCCUCAAACUUUCAGGAAAUCAAGUAACCAAUUAAAGAUACAUUUAAA
This is a messenger RNA of Micropterus dolomieu (smallmouth bass), 2511 nucleotides long. It is a transcript of the gene pfkma, whose product is annotated as phosphofructokinase, muscle a. The coding region runs from base 33 to 2336 and encodes 767 amino acids. Gene Ontology annotation, cellular component: cytoplasm; 6-phosphofructokinase complex; membrane. The record is from RefSeq and is a predicted model, not a curated record. Gene Ontology annotation, molecular function: monosaccharide binding; identical protein binding; ATP binding. Gene Ontology annotation, biological process: canonical glycolysis; fructose 6-phosphate metabolic process; fructose 1,6-bisphosphate metabolic process. The transcript is spliced from 22 exons. Lineage: Eukaryota; Metazoa; Chordata; Actinopteri; Centrarchiformes; Centrarchidae.